CAGAAUUUCGUAGAUAUUUCCCUUCAUUCAAUUUCUUCUCGCAUCCUCACAUUCAACCCCCAAAGAAAAAGGUUACAGUAAUCGCAAUAUCAACAAUUCCGACACCCUGUAUCUCUAUCUUAUCAGGGGCCACAUACCGGCACCGGCCAAAAGUUAGGGUCCACCUGGUCUUUCACUGGCUUCUUAGCUUCUCAUUUUCCCUACGCGUAGUAAAGUACGGAGUAGUACAUAGAUCUAAACACAUCACCUAUAACCUUUUCCCUCCCUCUUAUUUACAUUUCCAACAAUCAUCAAUCUUUCUCUCCUCUUCCUUUCGAACAAUCCGCUAACUCACCACCCCUUCACCGCGAAGAAGCAACCUAUUCCCUUGGUCAGGGCCCCAAUCAAAACAACAUCUACCUUAUCAUGUCCGCCGUCACAGCCAACAUGCCCAUUGUCGGCAAGCCAGUUAUCCCAGAGAAGAAGCCUGUCAAGUUCUCAAACUUGCUCUUGGGUGCUAGUUUGAAUCUCUUCGAGGUGACGACCUUGGGCCAGCCAUUGGAGGUUACGAAGACUACUAUGGCUGCCAAUAGAGGAGACUCUUUCGCCGGCGCGCUGGGUAGAAUUUGGGGUAGAGGUGGUGUUCUUGGAUGUAUGUUCUUUUUUUUUUUCUUGUUUGUUUUUCUUUGAUAGAUUUCACGUUUAUGCUGUGAGAGUAAUUUAUUCAAGCAUUUUUCUUCAUAUUUCCAAGCUGCGAGAAUUACAGCUGACAAUAACCCCACCAUAGUCUACCAAGGUCUCAUUCCAUGGGCCUGGAUCGAAGCCUCCACCAAAGGUGCUGUCCUUCUCUUCGUCGCCUCCGAAGCCGAAUGGUAUGCCCGCUCUUUCGGUGCUGGUGAAUUCACUGCCGGUAUCACCGGAGGUGUGACUGGUGGUAUCGCUCAAGCUUACGCCACCAUGGGAUUUUGCACCUGCAUGAAAACAGUCGAAAUCACCAAGACCAAUAUGGCGAAGGCCGGUGUGAAGCCCGAUGGUACAAUGACCACCUUCAUGAACAUCUACCGCAAGGAAGGUAUCAAGGGAAUUAACAAAGGUGUCAAUGCCGUGGCCAUUCGACAAAUGACAAAUUGGGGUAGUCGUUUCGGAUUGAGUCGAUUGGCGGAAAGUGGAAUUCGGAAGGUGACUGGAAAAGGCGAGAAUGGAAAGUUGAAUGCUUGGGAGAAGAUUUUGGCGAGUGGAUUGGGUGGUGGUUUGAGUGCUUGGAACCAACCUAUUGAGGUUAUUCGUGUCGAGAUGCAGAGUAAGACGGUGGAUCCUAACCGUCCAGCUAAGAUGACGGUCGGCAACACUUUCAAGUAUAUUUACGGUCAGAAUGGGAUUUCGGGUCUUUAUCGUGGCGUUGUUCCUAGAAUUGGUUUGGGCGUUUGGCAAACGAUUUGUAUGGUUGCUAUGGGUGAUAUGUAAGUUCUUCCUCCUGGUCUUGCCUCUGACCCAAAAACAUAUACUAACACAAAACCAACAGGGCGAAAGCUUAUGUCGAGAAAGUGACAGGUGAAACGGUCACCGCUAAGCAUUAAGGCGUUUUGGGAUGGAGCACACUCGAUAUACCUAGCAUGCAUGCACACACAUCUUCCGGGUUUUCUGCAAUGAAUGGGAUGGAUGGAUAAACUCUGGAUCUUAUAAUGAACCAGAGAUAAGAGGAUAUGAUUAUGAUUUUGGUAUGCGAUGCAGUGCAAAUGCAAUGCAAUACAAUACAAUUAAUAGACAACUUUAGGUGUAGUAGAUAAAUGAUGUAGGGUCAGCCCAUGCGGACUAAUACAGUACGAUUGAAUUGAAACGAGAUGUUUAAAGAUGAGUAUGUGCCUUG
This is a messenger RNA of Sclerotinia trifoliorum, 1846 nucleotides long. The record is from the annotation of a GenBank genome assembly. NCBI's taxonomy places the organism in Eukaryota, Fungi, Ascomycota, Leotiomycetes, Helotiales, Sclerotiniaceae.